AUGGCGGCCUUAUCACCAGCCCUAAGCAACAACAGCACCGACACGCCCAAACCCACCAAUACCACCGCCGCCGCGAGCACUCCUCCCUCCACCAACGCUUCUAAGAAUCUCCGAGGCCUCAAUAAGCCCAAGUGCAUUCAGUGCGGCAACGUCGCCCGCUCCAGCUUCACAUUUGAAAUAGAAAAUUGGCCAUUCAAGUAUUUUGCUCCUAUUGAUGUUCCCUCAAAAAACCUUAUCAUUUUGAGAGCAAAGCAGCUGUUAUAUCUGGACUUGCUAAGCUUCUUAUUGGCUACUAAGAUCAGUGGGAACCCAUACGAGGAUGAAAGCCAACUUCUCAAUAUUGAAAGAAGUGAGACAGUAGAAAUCAGUGGAGGGUUUUGUUGUAUUCUUAGUAUUCAACUGGACUGGAGAGCUGUUGCUUUACUAAUGAAGAUUUUGAAGGGUAAUUCAACUUUUCCAGACAAGGCACCAUCUUCUAACUCUUCCCUAUUUCACCAGCAGUCAAUUGAAGUAUCUCCUUCUGGGAAUUCACUUAGAGUUGCUUCGCUUAGGCAACUUUCCAACAAUUUUGCCCAGUUCAAUAAUUUGCAAACCCCACUUCGUUCGAGAAAGCCCCUGACCAGAAAGGAUGCUGCAGUUAUAAAUGAAUGGAGGUUUUUAAAAUUGAAAGAAUUCAAGGAGAGCAACAUUGAAGUAGGAAAUAAAGCCUUUGACAGCUACAUGCAUAAUAUUAGCUUACUGGAGGAGGUGUUUUCCGUAAAUUCUACACUGGUCAUGCAUACUGAGGAUGGGUCCUCCACAGAAAAUGCCAACUCUAACGUGGAAGACAGAAAUAACAUGGGGAUUGAAGGGUUAAAGUUGAAGCUUAGAUCAAACCCAAUUAGAACUGAAAAUUUUAGAAAGAGGAUGCAAUACAUUAUUGAUCAGGGAUUACGGAAGGUUAGGAAAUUUGACUCAAGCGAUGGUGACAGUGGCCUCAACGAGCAAGACGAGCUUGUCAACAGGCCAAAAAAGAUUAAGUCUUGGAGGGCUGAGAGGGCCUCCGUCAUGAAUGAUCUUAUUGAUAAGCUGAACAAAGCACGUAACGAGGAAGAUUUGAAAGCUUGCUUGGAGAUGAAAUCCCAGCUCUACAAUCAGCAUACCAACACCAGCCAAGUGGAUUCUGAAGAUAUUGAGGCAUCAAAGCAGCAGAAUACUAGAACUGAUUUGUCAUCCAAACAACAAUCUGUUUAUUCUCCACAAAAAUGGUUUAGCACUAGCACUAUUAAUCAAGAUGUUCUCCACCAAAUUGAUGCACAAUUUUCUUCUCUUGAGGAGAUAGAAGAUCUAUAAUUUUGAUCUGGAUUUCCUUAGUUGGGAGUUUGUAUUUCAGUUACUAUAUGGACAGGACUAAAUGGUCUGGUAUUCUAACUUAGAUGGUUACCUUGAUAUUGUUACCAAACAGAUUAGUGUUGAUAUGGCAGAUUCAUUUAAUUGAUAUGUAGUUUUGAG
This is a messenger RNA of Ilex paraguariensis (yerba mate), 1491 nucleotides long. NCBI's taxonomy places the organism in Eukaryota, Viridiplantae, Streptophyta, Magnoliopsida, Aquifoliales, Aquifoliaceae. The record is from the annotation of a GenBank genome assembly.